Cotesia glomerata is the source of this 1713-nucleotide messenger RNA. RefSeq lists its product as uncharacterized. The record is from RefSeq and is a predicted model, not a curated record. The coding region runs from base 1 to 1713 and encodes 570 amino acids. The transcript is spliced from 8 exons. NCBI's taxonomy places the organism in Eukaryota, Metazoa, Arthropoda, Insecta, Hymenoptera, Braconidae.
AUGUCACGAAAAAUGACAGAAAAUAUGUUUUCUCUCGUAUUUUGGGAAGAUUUGAAAACACACUCCGUAAUUAAAACGAAUUCCAUUAAACACGCAAAAAAAGGUGGAAAGCUCACGGUCCGAAAAAAUAACAAGAAUGACAAAGAAUAUUUAGAAAUGGUUGAUGUAGAUGAAACUGGAAAAAUUAUUUUAAAUAAAAUUAAGCAAAGAGUUGACAAAGAACGUAAAAAAAUGAAACGAAUCAAAACAGGCAGAAAUGUUAAUCCAAAGGCGAACGAUGAAGAAAUUAUAUCGGCUAAAUCUAUUUUUGACGUUGAUGCUGAAAAACCAUCUACACCAUCCGGUAAACGGCGGACUAUUGGUUUAAUAAUCACUUCAAGUGAUGAAGAUAAUGAAACUGAUAAAGUAAGAGUUGUGCCAAGGAAAGAAUAUAAAAAUCAGACGCAAAAUGACUAUGACGAAUUCUCAGCGAUGGCUAAUGUCAGUGAGAAUGAAGAAAUUAUAGCCAAUGUAAAACCAAGUUACGUAGAAGAAACUGGAAGAAUUCAAAUAGGUAGAAACGUUGAUCAGCCAAUGAAUCUUGACCAGAAUCGAGUUUCUAGAUCUUAUUUUGGAGCUAAUUUCCGUAAAAUGUCUUCAUUAACCGGCAAACGAAGAGCUAGCAGUCCAAUAAUUUCUUCAAGUGAUGACAACAGUGAUUCUGAUGAAGCGAGAGCUUCACCAAAAAAAAACAAUAACUAUUGGAUGAGAGAUAAUGAUAAAACUUCGAAAAAACUUAACGUGAAUGAAAAUAAAAAAAUGGCCUUCAGCAAAAUGACAUCAAAUCUCGAAACUGACAAAGAAAAAUUCCAAAUAAGAAGAAAGGUUCAUCCUCUAAUGAAUGAUGAAAAGACUGCUUUACCUAAAUCCUAUUUGACAGCUAAUUGUAGCAAAUUACCUUCGUUAACCGUCAAACAGAAAGCUAGUGAUCCAAUAUUUACAUCUAGUGAUGAAGACAAGGACUUAGAUGAAACUGAAGUUAUACCAAGAAAAAAUGUUGAAAAAUCUCUAGAGAUUUUUGACGUUCAUUUUCAGAGUCCAAGUUUAAAAAAAAAAUAUAUAACCGCCCAAAAAGACAGACAACAUAAUUCAUCUGUGAAUAAUGAAAAAAUUUUAUUCAGUAGACCUAAAUUUAAUACUGAUUUACAAAUACCAUUACCGUCAACCUCCAAGAACCCCAAAACGAAUAAAACUGACGAUCUGAAAAAACUACCUUCUCUAUCCACUAAGACGAACACUAACAGAUCAUUAAGUUUCGCAACUGAUGAGGACAGCGAUUAUGAAGAUAUUCAAAUAAAAAAUAGCAAAGUUUUCGUUAAGGAGAAUAGAAAUACUGAAUCAAUUUUACAAAAAAAUAAACUCCAAACGCGUCUUGUCCACUAUUCAAUUUCUUCUGAAGAUUCUAGUGACAAUGACAAUGAUACUCGAGUUAAUAAUCUUUCCAAAAUAGAUGAUGAUACCAGAGAAGUAAGAAUUAUGAACGAAACAAAUAAGACAAACAAUGAAUCAACGAAAAAAAGCAACAACGAUGAUAAUCUAAAAGAAUAUGUUAAUGCGAACGUGAGCAGAGGCCAUGAAGUGAGUGUAGGCGAAUUUCAAAGUAUUGUCGGUACUUUGUGUUGCACUAUUCGAGGAAAAUUUAAAGCUAAAGAAAUAGAAAAAAAAAAAAAGUGA